Messenger RNA from Pyricularia grisea, 805 nucleotides. RefSeq lists its product as uncharacterized. NCBI's taxonomy places the organism in Eukaryota, Fungi, Ascomycota, Sordariomycetes, Magnaporthales, Pyriculariaceae. The coding region runs from base 44 to 805 and encodes 253 amino acids. The transcript has 4 exons. The record is from RefSeq and is a predicted model, not a curated record.
CUACAUACUAGAGCAUAACAUCACAUUUUGAAUCAUUUACGCAAUGGACUGGGAGUCUGACCACGAGUUUGGCGACGAGGGCGAAAUCGAAAGCUGCAAACCCGAGGCGAAUGCGCUGGAACUUUCACACAGAAUCGUUCUUCGUGGGCUGAACAUACACCAAAUCCCAAUCUACUUCAACGAUCUAGAACUGGACAUCCACUUUGAUGUUCAGUGGCAGAGCAAGAACUCAGUUACACUUAUAUUCGAAACGACGGAGAAUGCAGCUAAGGCAUUCAGCCUUCUCUCCUCGGACGCGGUCGAUAUGUCUUGCCUCGAACCACUUCAAUUCGUCCCGGCUAAGCCCUUCUCAGGGCUGCAAGUACGCUUUGCUGAUUCCAAUGAUCGGAGAUCAACUGACCGGAUUCGCUGGCCCGGUGGUCGAACAAGGGACUUGUACCAUCAAGGUAGGCAUGAUGGGUUUGAAAGGGGGCUGGGUGGUCGCGGUGGCCGGGGUCGAGGCCGAGGGGGGCAUGGUAGAGGGUGCGAGGCAUCUCGGUUGGUUUUAAGCGGCGAUGGCAUAUCACUUGCGAAGGCGUAUUAUUCAUGGACGACCCGCAUCGUUCCGCGGCAGCUGAGACGGCCGCGGCACGCCAGCUUUGAUGCUGCUGCUUCCGAGAUACGACAGCUAUGGACAAUGCAAGAGGAGCAGCGCUUCUUGCCUCGACCUGUCGCCUGCCUCGCCCUCGUCGAGAAAAUUGAGCUGGUCGAGGAGCACGCGGGGAUUACAUACGUGCGCAAGAACGGGCAGUUUAUUGAAGAUUAG